GGACCGAAACACAUCUCGGCGCAUCCCCGGAUGUGGUUCUAAAUAGGUUCGCUACAUGCCGUUUGCAGCUCUUAUUCAGUGUGAACAAUUUCAUACAUUUUUUAAAUUAAAAUGUAUACUUUACUAAUGUUUCUAAUGUGAGGAGAGUAAACGAGAUCUUUAGGAACACACGGUUGUAACAUCCGGGUCACAAAGCUGGACGUCUUCAUGCCAAAAGUGGACUUGGGACUAUUUUUGACUUUACCUGUGAAUUAACCAGUCGUUGGCCAUGAUCAGGUCGAUGUUGCUGAGCAGAUUAACCCACCACACCCUGUCCUGCACAAGAGGAUCAUGUUUACUCUCUGGACGAGUGUCUAAUGGUUUACAGUCUCAUUUUUCAGGUCAUACACCCAUCCAUCAGACCUCCCAUGGACCCCUCACUCCUAAAAUCACAACCUCCGUCAGAUACUCAGACCUAUCCACGCAGAAAUUCUCUAUGAUUUACACGCUGCCACACAUUAAGCUUCUCAGAGUCGUGUCCAGGCUCAAACUGCUCCAAACUGCAAUCACUGCGGUCAUCAUUCCACCCAUGUAUUUCCUUUACUUCCAGGGUGACGUGUCCUUCUUUCUAGUAUGCUACUCUACGGGGAUUGCACUGUUUGCUGGUGUCAUGCUGUAUACUAUGAGUCACUUCUUUAGAAGGGUUGUGGGGAUGAUGUACCUGGAUCCAUCCCAGACCACACUCAAAGUUUCUCACCUCACUUUUUGGGGCAAGCGUCAAGACACCUACCUACCCGUGUCAGACGUUUUGACCAUCUGGGACACAGGAGACAUGGAGAAUGAGACCAUACUGAAACUGAAGAGAUACAGUAGUCCAGAGACAAUGUAUUUUUCUACUUAUUACGGACGCGUUGUUGACAAGCAGGGCUUUGAGAGAGUGUUUGGGAGGCUAAAAUAAUUCUUCAUUCAAAAUGUGAUCAACUAAAUCACUGCUUUCAAGUAUUGUAAUAAGAUCCAACAAAUAUACAAAAAUAUCCUGUUUUGAAAUAAAUGAUUCAAUUUCAAUGUUUUCAUUUCUUGAUUUAAAUAAAUGUGACUAAUGAG
Nothobranchius furzeri (turquoise killifish) is the source of this 1083-nucleotide messenger RNA. RefSeq names its product transmembrane protein 186 (gene tmem186). NCBI's taxonomy places the organism in Eukaryota, Metazoa, Chordata, Actinopteri, Cyprinodontiformes, Nothobranchiidae. The record is from RefSeq and is a predicted model, not a curated record. Gene Ontology annotation, cellular component: mitochondrion.